UCAUCACACAAUUCACAAACCAUCUUUGUAUUUCUUACCAAGUGUAAUUAUUCUACAUUGUCUUAACCAUCAUGGCUUUCAAGUAUGUUCAACUAGUUAUGUUAUUACUUGUUGCAGCUACAUUGCUGGUGGCUAGUGAGGCUAACAGGAACUUCGCUCAAGGGCCUCAAAAUUCAGAUUCUGGCUUCAAUCUUACUUCCGGCUGGCCAUGGAAUUCACCAGACUCUCCACAAAAUUACACCAGUCCUCCGGGCUUCAAUUUUACGGCUAACUGGCCAUGGAAGGCUCCAAAUGUGAAGCAGAGCUCGAGAAGGAUUGUCGUUGGAGAUGACCAGAAAUGGCAGUUUGGGUUCAACUACACAAACUGGGCCAUCAAGAAUGGCCCCUUUUAUCUCGGUGACACUCUAGUCUUCAAGUAUGAUCCACCAAGCAACACUACACAUCCUCACAGUGUGUAUCUUCUCCGAAACUAUGGUAGUUUCGCGAAUUGCGACCUGCGAAGGGCAAAGAGGUUGGCCUCAGUGACACAAGGUGCAGGAACUGGAUUUGAGUUGGUGCUGAAGAACCGGAAGCCUUACUAUCUGGCUUGUGGUGAAAGCAAUGGCUUCCACUGCAAAGUUGGCCUCAUGAAAUUCUCUGUCAUUCCCCUCAUCCGUUGGACUUGAUCAUAAACAGACCUAUCCAUAUAUCUAAGAUCAAGAAGCAAGAAAGAUUUAUAGUAUGAUUUUUAGACUGAAUUGUUAUAGUUUGUUGUCGGAACAAUAAAAGAAAGAUGUUUUUUCUUGGAGAGUUUGAGUUCCCUUUAUGUAUUUGCAUGUACUUUUUAGUCGACCACAGAGUCCUGAAGCAUCAUUUGUAGUCUUUGGUGCAAGAUAAAUCUAUUUGUUAUUUUCGA
Molecule: messenger RNA, 895 nt
Organism: Daucus carota subsp. sativus
Lineage: Eukaryota; Viridiplantae; Streptophyta; Magnoliopsida; Apiales; Apiaceae
Exons: 2
Coding region: 72-665 (197 amino acids)
Molecular function (GO): electron transfer activity
Source: RefSeq, a predicted model, not a curated record